UAAAUGAUGACAGAAUUUUCAUUUUUGGGUGAACUAUCCCUAUGUGAUGACCAUUUAAGUCCAUAGAGAGACGUGCAAAAUAAACAAACAAAAAAUCUUAUUAUUUCUUUUCAUAAAAUACAAAUGAGCCUGUAAAUAAUGGCCUCCAGUGUUUUAUCAGCUUUCCAAAAGACAACAAUGGCCAGAAGAGGGCGACAACAUGACACUUAUGAAAUUUUAAUUUUAGAUUCUAAGCUAAAACAGCUUAAGCAAAAAAAAAAAAGAAAAGAAAAAAAGAAAAGAAACUGUAAAAAAAGAAAAGUAAAGAAAAAAUAAGAAAAAAAAACAGGCUUUUCUAUUAAAGAUAUUGGACAGAGAAUACACCUGAAUCAGGUCCAGAUGAAACACUCCCCGGGCAACAGGACGCAGAUUAGAUACAAGCUGUAUGAAUGCGCACGUCCGGCCAGCCAGCUGCGUGCGCGUCAUAGAAACGGAGCGGGUGCGAGUCUAAAACAAACUCACGAGAGCAGCACAUUUGAAAAGUCGCCCAGAGCAGACGCGCGAGUCUCUGUGCAGUCAGAACUUCUUGGGAAGAACUGCAAGAUAGGAAAGUGUUUUUACCAGUCAUUGAUAAAUAACGUAUAGGUGACAGUUCAUUAUUUUACAUCCACAUGGAUAUCAAAAGUAGGCAUAUUUGAUGAAAAGUUAACUAGACUAAAAUGUCAGUAAUCAGCGGGAGCGGGUAAAAUGUGGAUAGAAUCAUGGAAUUUCUGGAAGUGAUAUUUUAAAUCAAUCUAGACCGGAGCUGGAUGAUUCCUAAUACUGGAUUUGGACAACAAUUUUGGAUUUAACUCCACUGACUGAUUUAAAUCUCAUGAGCUGAUGGAGUAUUUUCCCGAAUCAUUGCUAGUUCGUUUAAAGCUCGCUUAACCCCAAAACGCCAGUUUAUCGGGCGCGCUCUGUUUGAGAGGAACUGGCAAAUUAAAGCGCAUCUUGCCGGUAUGGGGCGCCUGCUGAACUGCCUAGUCUUGGGGUAUUUGACAUGGAACCUGCGGAUAUCUGAUGCCCGGGGAGAGUACUGUCACGGCUGGCUAGACAGCAGUGGGAAUUAUCAUGAUGGCUUUCAGUGUCCGGAGGACUUUGAUACGGCGGACGCGACGGUGUGCUGCGGGAGCUGCUCGCUGCGCUACUGCUGCGCGGCGCCGGACGCGCGCCUCGACCAGGGAACCUGCACGAACGACAGAGAAGUGGAGAACAACACGCAAUAUGCUGCCCAGCCCAUCUACGUGCCCUUUCUGAUGGUGGGCUCCAUCUUCGUGGCAUUUGUAGUGGUGGGUUCUCUGGUGGCCGUGUACUGCUGCACCUGCCUGCGACCCAAGCAACCCACCCAGCAGCCAAUCCGCUUCUCGCUGCGCAGUCAGGGCGAAACCAUCCCCAUGAUCUUCACCACAGCCCCUCCCAGCCAGCGCACGCCGUCACGCCAGUCCAGCACGGCCACCACCAGCUCCAGCUCAGCGGGAGGAGGGAGCUCAGUCCGUCGCUUCUCCCUGGGCCGUGGUGACACGCUGGGGCAGUGUUCGCAACAGCAGCUCCUGAUGGUCUCAUCUUCCUCAGCGUCUACUCCUGUGUCCAUGACCCCGACGCAGCCCUUACUGCCUCCACCUCCUCCACCGCCCUAUACCUCACAGCAGGGCCUACAGGGCAGCAAUUCCCUCCAGCACACACAUGGUCACAGCCAGUUACAGCUGCACCACCAGACCCUGCAAAGCUCAGGGUUCCUCCUGCCACAACAAUACUUCUUUCCCCUACCGCAGGAAUCCUUCUCUGGGAACAAGGGCUUUGCUGACUUCGGCCAGAGCUGACCUGGGCUUCUCGGCUGCUGCUCAAAAAGGAGACGGACACCAAAGAGUCGGUCAUUCACAAUGUGUUGUUGUAGACUCAAAUUACAGGGGCUCCCGCUCAAGGAAACUAAUACGUCUUUCAGCAUGUGGGAGUGCAGCUGGAAUUUAAGAAAGCCAUGUGGAGCACUAAAGCUGCUGAGAUAGUAAACUAUCAAUCUGACAGACUCUCAGGUGCUGGAUACAACACACCAGAACAUGGACGCCUACUUCAAAGCACCUAUAUCUACAAUUGAUCAUAUUUUGUAUGCACUUUCAAUCUGCUUCUAUGAUAUAAGACGUCUUAUUUUUGAAAAAUACACUUUUGAAAAGUCUGGCUUGUCAAUGACACUCCACUGAACAUUUAGCCUCUGUAUUUGAGGUAAUUUGAUUAAGGAAGAACAGAUUAUAAGAAUUUUUUUCUUGACAAUCUCAGUCCCGCACAAGUCGUGCACACAAAUAGUGCCAUGUAUGAAGAAGGUUUUAUAGAAAUGGUAUUAGAUUAAAGGUUUAGUUACCAGACUGAGAUUGUUCAUAAUGUUUAAAACAGGCAUUCAUCAUGCGUCAUUCUUGAUAAUAAUACAUACAUUAUCGGUCACAUCAGGAGCACGUUAACAUCAUAUGAAUGCACAGAACUUCUGUUUUUAAUGUCUGGAGAGCGUUCAUUCUUCAAUUUUGUAUAAUUUGUAGAAAUUUAAGCCAUUAUUGGCUCCGUUUCAGAUUACAUUGGCAACAGAGUUUGUAUUUUUUUUGUUAUAUUUGACAUGAGACAUUUUGUAAAUGAUCAGGUGUAUCUAAAUGUACAGUCCAGCUGGAACCACAUCAUGUGAUGAGACAGCCUUCAACUAAGUAUUAUGGUCUCUAACCUCAAUGUUUUUGAGCUAAAUUAAACUGUUUUAUCUUUCA
Megalobrama amblycephala (Wuchang bream) is the source of this 2762-nucleotide messenger RNA. RefSeq names its product shisa family member 3 (gene shisa3). Bases 981 to 1841 code for a protein of 286 amino acids. The transcript is spliced from 2 exons. Lineage: Eukaryota; Metazoa; Chordata; Actinopteri; Cypriniformes; Xenocyprididae. The record is from RefSeq and is a predicted model, not a curated record.